Molecule: messenger RNA, 471 nt
Organism: Penicillium antarcticum
Lineage: Eukaryota; Fungi; Ascomycota; Eurotiomycetes; Eurotiales; Aspergillaceae
Product: RBM8 family RNA-binding protein
Exons: 2
Coding region: 1-471 (156 amino acids)
Biological process (GO): RNA splicing
Cellular component (GO): cytoplasm; nucleus; exon-exon junction complex
Molecular function (GO): mRNA binding
Source: RefSeq, a predicted model, not a curated record
AUGUCGAACGAAAUGGAAGUCGACCCUCCUGUCGCACAAGACGACGCACCUGAGCAGGCUGGCAGCUUUGAGCCACGGACACAGGAGAACUCGGUCGCCGUGCGCAGUAUUGAAGGAUGGAUCAUCAUUGUGUCCAACAUUCACGAGGAAGCAUCAGAGGAGGAUGUCACCGACCUAUUCGCGGAGUACGGAGAGAUUAAAAACUUCAGCUUGAACCUCGACCGUCGGACGGGUUAUGCCAAGGGCUACGCAUUGAUCGAAUACUCAACCCUCCCCGAAGCUAGCGAUGCUAUUCAGAACCUAAACGACACCAAGCUUCUUGACCAGACCAUUCACGUUGACUACGCAUUCGUUCGCCCACCCCCGUCUGCCAAGGGCAAGAAUGGAGCAUCCAAGGGUCGUGGUGGCCGGAAUCGCAGCCGCAGCCCCAACCGAAGUCGCAGCCCUGAAGCCGCCGGUGACCGGGAAUAA